This is a messenger RNA of Linum trigynum, 279 nucleotides long. The record is from the annotation of a GenBank genome assembly. NCBI's taxonomy places the organism in Eukaryota, Viridiplantae, Streptophyta, Magnoliopsida, Malpighiales, Linaceae.
AUGUCAGUCGUCAUCGUCCUGUGUUCCAUUUGCGCAGGGGAGUGCUGGCACAAGAACAUCAACUUCAUCGAACACCUACUCACACGUAGCGCAUCCUUAAGGAGAGAUCCCGGAGACGUCGCCUCUGUGUCCUCUUACAUUCCUACUCCAACUCCAACUCCUAUGUCAACCUCACCAUCUUCGUCCCUUUCAUCAGCAACGACAUUAUCAGGGCAGACGUUGGCGACGAUGAGGAGAAGUAGAUUCACUUGUUAUGCAUCGUCCCCUGGCACUCCCUAA